Messenger RNA from Pelobates cultripes (western spadefoot toad), 5565 nucleotides. NCBI's taxonomy places the organism in Eukaryota, Metazoa, Chordata, Amphibia, Anura, Pelobatidae. The record is from the annotation of a GenBank genome assembly.
AUGCAGCUUAAAGAUGACAAAGUAAAAAAGGGUAGAAGUUUGCAAGCUUUACUAGAUAUGCUAAUGAUGUCCCUCCAAAUGAUUGAACAGUUGCAAGUUAGUUUUAAUCUGCAAGCUUCUCUUAUUGAUACGCUGCAUGUACAAUUAGAAGAUUACCGCACCCAGGCACAAAAUGCAGCUCACGCUGCUGGAUUCUUACAAGAUAAAGUUCAUAAUUUAGAAUCCAAAAAUAUUAUCCUUGAUCAAGCUGUAGACACCUUACAAUGCCUGCGUACUAAGCACUGUCCUUCUUUAAAACUAGGAGGUAAGGCUCGGGGAAGUGCUAUAUUUAAAAAAUCCCCUGUUGCUCAUGAAAACAAAUGGUAUCAGAUUGCCACCUUGUCCGUCGAUCUUCCUUCUGCUUUAAUUAAUGAAGACGACAUUGCUAUGUGGAUGGAGCAUAAAAAUGAAAAUAUUGAGUUUCCUUCACAAACAAUUUCUGUCCCCUCUGCUCCUCCCACGUAUACACAUUUGUAUCCAGAAUUGCCAAUUGAAUUUUCUAAAACUAAUCUUGUUCCUUGUAAUCCUAUAACACGUGGUCCUCAAUUAGAGGCUAACGAAGUGUUAUCAGAUGACAAAUUGAAGGAAAUUUCUGCACAUCAUGCUAGAAUAGAAAAAGAAUAUAAUGAUAUGGAAAUGACUUUACAUAAUGUAAAACAAUCAUUUUCACAAGAACACCAGCAGAGACGAGACUUAGAAGCAGAGUUGUCUGAAGCUGCACGACUAUUAACUGAGACUAAAACUGACCUUGAACGUUUUAGGCUUGACAAUGACGAGUUACAACGGGUAAAUGACAAACUUAAGGCUACUACUAAAAAACAAGAAAAGACUACUAGCAUAUUGCAUGAUACUACACAAGACCUUAAGACUGCUAACAAACAACUGCAAAGUGACCUUAAAGAGGCUAAAACUAAACGACAUAUUGUUAUUUCUGAUCCUGUUAAUGUACACAUGACAGCACCUUCUUCUGUGAAAGCGACAGAAGCCAGGGCUGUCUUAUCUGAAAUAGGGCAAGCUCCUGUAAAUAAGGGUACUAUUGAGGAUUUCAAUAGAUUCACACAUUGGAUCGGAAAACUCCUUCGCUGGGGUUCUUCGGAUUCACAACUAAUAGAGAUUUUUCUGAAAGGUCUGGGAUCCUGUUCAGCUGUCAUAGAAGGUUUUGCACAAACUUUUUCUCAGCUGUUAGAACGGUGUUGCCAUAAACUAUUUCAUUUGUCUAGUCCGUUCCAGAUUAACAAAGCUUUUAUCUCACUUCCUAAUGAGUCUAUCACAGAAACUGCUAACAGAGUAAUUGUUUUCCUUGCUGCUCUUACUAAUGGGGCUACUUCUUCAGAAAAACGUUCUGAAAUACAAGCUGACCUUAAAUUGGAUCCAGCAGUGCGGGAGUUAAUUUUCACUCUUGUACCAAGUAACAUUUCUCAUGUUAUGACCAUCUGUUACGGUGACCUGAGGAAUGUUGACUUUAAUUCAUGGCUUGACCGUUUGCAAGUUGAAAUGGAUAGAUAUUCUAAACCCUCUCCGAUUUCUGAAAUAACAUAUCAGGCUCAAAGAUCUUGGAGAGAUGGACAGCAAUUAAAUAAUGCCUCUAAUACUUGGCAGACAGAAGGUCCACAGUACCGUGGACGGGGUGGUUUUAGAGGUAGAUUUAAUACUACAAGACGUGGCAUAGGAAAAGAUGGUGAGUGGAUUCCCUUGAGGGAUAUUAUUGCAUCUCAAAAAGCGUUACAACAUUCUGUUGAGUUACUUAGAAAACAAGUAGAGCAAGCUAAUUUAAUGCCUGUUGCAACUCUAACAACUUCCCUUCCACCCCUCUCCUCCUGCUAGGGAUGUGUUUUCUCCUCUCCUCUUUGUCUCGACUGGCCUCUGGAUCUAGAUAAAUGGGGACGACCAAUGUGUACUAUGUUGGUAGAUGGGGAGAAAAUUAACACUCUAAUCGAUACAGGGGCAGCUGCUACACUAAUAUCUGGUACACCAAAAACUAGCAAAUUUACUACUGCUUGCAUUGUGGGGGUUACUGGCAUGCCAAAAACAGUGUAUGUUGAACCUAGGACGUUGAAGAUUGGCUCUAAGACUAUACGUUCUGAUGUGUUUUUGGAAAAAGAUGCGUUAUCUCUGUUGGGAGCUCCGGAUAUUGUAAAGUUUGGGUUUAUCAUUGAUUUAAUGAAUCACAUGCUUUGGAAUAUUGAGGGGAGUACUAGCCCUUCUGAGCAUACUCGGAUCGGUUUAGGCUCCAAUUUGCCUCCUGUGCAUGUUGUCUAUCCACAUGAGGAUGUUGGGGCCGUAAAGGGUAUUAAAAUCAAACACCCUCCUGCUCCUCCUGUGGAUACAGAAUCUUGGUGGCAUGAAUAUGCUGAUGUAUGGGCCAAAGAUAGUCUAGAUUGUGGUAAAUCACAAUUAAUGGUUUCUUUGGAUGGUACACACCACCCAUAUGUUAAACAGUAUCCAAUUCCACGUGAGGCAGAAAAGGAUUUAGAAGUUAUCAUUGACCAAUUGUUACAGCGUGGGUUAAUUCGACCAUGCCAAACUGCAGGCUCGAGUCCUGUGUGGCCUAUUCGUAAAAAAGACAACACUUGGCGUUUAACCAUUGAUUACAGACGACUAAAUGAGACAGUUUUUAGAACAGCACCUGUUGUGGCCUCUUACCCUGAACUGAUUGCUAAAUUAACUCCUGAAAUGCAGUAUUAUACCGUGUUAGAUCUUGCAAAUGGGUUUUAUAGUGUACAAGUCACUCCUGAAACUCAGUAUCGUACUGCAUUUGCUUUUCAGUCUAAACAGUAUUGCUGGACAGUUCUUCCUCAAGGUUACUGUGAUAGCCCUGCAAUUUUUCACAGCAUGUUAGCUCAAGCUCUAAAGUCUCAUAAUUUGCAUAACAAAAUUGUUCAGUAUGUUGAUGACUUGUUAAUAGCUAAUGAUUCCAGAGAGAGUAACAUUAAACUGUUAAAAAAGGUUUUGGAAUGCCUUAAAAAGCAUGGCUUGAAACUUAACCCUGACAAGUGUCAGUUGGUCCAACAGAAGGUUAAUUACCUCGGAUUGGAACUUGGUCCAACAGGCAGAAGUAUUCUUGAAGAUAGGGUUAAACAUAUUCUUUCCCUACCAAGACCUGUAGAUGUGAAAUCUUUACAGCAGUUUCUUGGGCUUACAGGAUUUUGCAGAGAAUUUGUUGCUAAUUAUGCUUUGCUUGCAGAACCAUUAUCUGACCUACUGAAACAAAACAAAUUUGAAUGGAAUGAUUCUCAUACACAGACAUUUUCCUCCCUCAAAUCUGCAUUAGCUAGUGCACCCAUUUUGGGCACUCCAGCAUCAGACAAACCAUUUUAUUUAUACUCUAGUGUGUCUGAUACAACACUUGGUGCAGUAGUGGCCCAAUACCAUGGUGAUAUAAUAGCCCCUAUUGCAUACUUAAGUCGCAAAAUGACAUCACCUGAAUUGAAAUUUGGUCCUUGUGAAAAAAUUGCCCUAGUUACAUACUGGACCAUACAAAGACUGAGAUAUCUUCUCAGCGGUCAGCACAUUGUGAUUCGUUCACAUCAUAAUCCCCUGCUUUUGCUGAAAAAACAUAAUUUGGCUUUAAGUGACAUUCGUAAUGAACGUGUGGUGAGAUGGAUGACUACGCUGCUCACUGAACACAUUACAGUGGAACCGUUAAAGGAACCCUCUGUACAUGUGUUGGGUGUUCUUAUUCAAGGUCAGGAUCAUGUAUGUCAUCCUAUGAUUGCUCCUAAAGCACAUUCUGUUUUCAAAGAGGGCAGCCCUGCUGAUGUGGGUAAUAACCCUGUUUGGUACAUUGAUGCUAGUUCAUCAGUCAUCGAUGGUAAGCGCAUGACAGGUUUUGCAGGUGUACUUCUUGAAGGUAGAACUAUUCUUGAUUUGUUUCAGUAUGCUUGUAAAAAUGCAGGAGCACAGUUUGCUGAAUUGGCUGCACUACUAACUUUGAUCCGAGACAAAAUUGGGAAAGGUGGUACACACUUUGUAGUCACUGACUCUAUGUAUGUUUUCAGAGGAGCUUUGAUUCUUCUUACGUUUUGGGUCAACAAUAAAUGGCAGUCCACUGAUGGCAGUAUAGUACAGCACAAAGGCUUAUGGGAACGCAUACAGGAUUUGUCAAAAGAUCAUGUAGGCUUUAUCAAACUCGUCAAGGUUAAAGCACACAGAUCUAAGGGACCUUUGGCAUACGGUAAUAGUCUUGCUGAUAAAUUCGCAAAAGAGGCUGCAUGUCUUCCUGAUAUUCCACUAUGGGAAGAGGAAGAUGUAUUGUAUCAUACACCACUUGCACCAGUGCAGUUGUAUGCCCCUGACGAUGAUGGCACACGAUGGUCUGUACUUCGAGAACAUCAGGAGUACGAUUUGGUACUCGCUCCUCUUUUUGAUGACCUGGCACCUAAGUUAGGUAAAGAAACACUGAAAAUUUUGCAUGACAUUUUAGUCAAAGACACGGAACAUGGUCCUGUCUGGGUUAUUCCCUCUCAUUUGGUAAAAUGUUUGCUGGCUUGGGUACAUGGUUCCAUUGCAGGGGGACAUCCCAAAUUACAAGAAUGUAUGGAUAGGAUGUCUAAACUGGGAUGGUGGCCUACUAUGAGAAGAGAUAUUCAAGAUCACAUUGAUAGAUGUAUUGUUUGUGCACACCAAGAUCCAGCAAGACAACUAACACGUGGAGCACUAAUGCGACAUGCUCCUACUGGACCUUGGAACAGACUACAGGUUGACUAUGUAGGUACACUGCCAUUGACAGCCCGUAAAAAUCGCUAUAUAUUGGUAGUCGUUGACUCUUUUAGUCGAUGGAUUGAAGCUUUUGCUACCCCUAACAAAACAGCUGGCACAACUGCCAAAAUCCUAGUGCAAAAUGUUUUCUGUCACUUUGGGAUUCCAAAACAAAUGGAUUCAGAUAAUGGUGGUGAAUUUGUCAAUACCAUCCUGAAAGAGAUCACAAGUUGGUUAGAUCUCCCUUGGGAUUUCCAUAUUGCUUAUCACCCUCAAAGCAGAGGCAUGGUUGAAAGGAUGAAUGGCCAGAUAAAAAAGGAACUAAGCAAAAUCUGUAAUGCCAAUGGUAAAAAUUGGGAUAUUUUACUGCCUUUUGUCCUUGCUCGGAUGAGAUCUAGAGUUAACAGGCAUAUUCAGAUGUCUCCUUAUGAAGUACUUUUUGGUCGCAGUAUGCCUUCAUGGGAACGCCUUUUGCUUCCUAUGGAUAUAUCUACCUCUGUAGCAUUAUGCAAUGAAGAAUGGGCCAAAGAACAUUCUCUAUGGCUCACCACUGUACAAGGACAGGCGCUGCACACAGAUGCGGUGUCCGCCUUAAAAAGUAAAAGUGAUUUUGAUAAAAAAUCUGACCUUACUGAAUACCAAGUGGGAGAUUCUGUGUGCAUGCUUAAACAAGGACAGAAAAACCCUAGGAAAUUUCCUAAAGAUUGCUGGGAAGGUCCAUAUCUUAUUGUGGACAAAGUGGGACCCUCAGUUUAUCUUAUUCAAAAAUCAGAUGGUUUAAAUGUCUACAAGCAUGCAAUGCAUCUUAAAUUGUUUAAGGGCUCUUAA